AUGGCAUUUGCUGGCGGUCCCAGGCACUGGGAGCAAGAUAAGGAAGCUACCGUUUAUGUCGGCAACCUUGACGAACGUGUUACCGAUGCUUUAGUGUGGGAGCUUAUGCUCCAGGUCGGUCGCAUUGUCAACGUCCACCUUCCGAAAGAUCGUGUCACCCAGACGCACCAGGGUUACGGUUUCGUCGAGUUCCAGACUGAAGAAGAUGCCGACUAUGCCGCCAAGGUCAUGAACCAAGUCCGCCUUUACGGCAAGCCCAUCCGUGUCAACAAAGCUUCGGCCGACAAGCAGAAGGCCGUUGAAGUUGGCGCCGAGCUCUUUGUCGGCAACCUUGACCCCAUGGUUGACGAGAAGACCCUAUUCGACACCUUUGGGCGUUUUGGUCCGUUGGUCGCCGCCCCGAAGGUUGCCCGCGACGAGGCCAACCUCUCCAAGGGUUACGGUUUUGUCUCUUUUGGCACCUUCGAGGCCUCCGAUGAUGCCAUUGCCAACAUGAACGGCCAGUACCUCAUGAACAAGGAGAUCUCAGUUCAGUACGCCUAUAAGAAGGACGGAAAGGGUGAACGCCACGGCGACGAGGCGGAGCGUAUGCUUGCCGCCCAAGCUCGCCAGCACAACGUAUCGGCACCUACCCAGCCGAUGCCCCCUCAGUUUUAUUCCCAGCCGACGCCCGCUGCUCCGGUCGCUCCGGCCGCCAUGCUCAACAGCGGCGCCCCUCACGUCCCGACCCCGCCUCCCGGCCCGGCUGGAUUCCAGGCCUACAAUGCCGUUCCGCCCCCGGCUCAGCAGGCUCGUACUCCUGUCGCAACCACCCCGCUCCCGCCUCCUCCGUCAGGUCUCCCGGCUCGUCCCCCUCCUUCGCAGGCUGGUUACGGUGGCCCGAUGGGCUUCACUCCCCCGGGCUUCUCCGCCCCUCCUCCGGGCGGAGCUUUUCCGCCUGUCCCGGCUCCUCCAGCCGGUUUUGCCCCGCCUCCUGGCUUUCCUCCCCCGGGCUUCGCCCCUCCCGGCGCUGCCCCUCCCGGAUUCCCUCCUGGAUUCCAGCAGCCCUAUGGCAAGCGGUGA
Messenger RNA from Aplosporella prunicola CBS 121167, 1062 nucleotides. RefSeq lists its product as uncharacterized. Gene Ontology annotation, biological process: positive regulation of mRNA splicing, via spliceosome. Gene Ontology annotation, cellular component: U12-type spliceosomal complex; nucleolus. The transcript has 3 exons. The coding region runs from base 1 to 1062 and encodes 353 amino acids. Gene Ontology annotation, molecular function: RNA binding. The record is from RefSeq and is a predicted model, not a curated record. NCBI's taxonomy places the organism in Eukaryota, Fungi, Ascomycota, Dothideomycetes, Botryosphaeriales, Aplosporellaceae.